Molecule: messenger RNA, 774 nt
Organism: Suillus subaureus
Lineage: Eukaryota; Fungi; Basidiomycota; Agaricomycetes; Boletales; Suillaceae
Exons: 4
Coding region: 1-774 (257 amino acids)
Source: RefSeq, a predicted model, not a curated record
AUGUCUGAUAUCGUCUCAUACGAUACCCUCAAGGACUCUCAAAGGCCGGAAGCUCACAAGAAGCCCAUCCCUACUCGAUGGCAACCCCCCUCAUCCCUUUUCCCGCGUUUGAUCUUCCACACGAUGUGCUUUUGCUUGACGUUUCACUCGAAUCUGGAUUUCAUGUGGGAGAUCUUCCGAGAGCCUAAUGGUUGGGAAAACUUCCAUACUCAAUACCUUACUCAAAUUAAUCAGUUGAGUACUGUGCAAGGAUUGGUCCUUACGACUGUCGCAGUCUUUAUCUCCACUCCGCCCCCUCUGCAGCAGAUUGACUACGCUGCUGAUGGACCGUAUACACUCCUAUCGGAGUCAUUGGUGUUCUCGUUGUUUGGUCUUUUGCUUCAACUCUUCACCUCUGUCGUGGGGCAGAGUUAUCAAAAGCAGAAAACUUUCAAAGCUUUAAAGCGAAAUCGCUGGCGGUUCCUAUGCCAUAUCAUUGUUCUCUCCAUUCCGGUCUAUAUCUUCGGCAUAUCUCUACUGCUGCUCAUCUUCGCCAUCUCUGUGACAGGCUUCCUGUCCUCUUCAACUUCAGCUCGGAUUUUUACUGGAGCAACAUUCGCGGUGCUUUUUACGUGUCUGUUUGUUUCUAUCCUACCGUCGCCGUUCUUUUCGGGACCCCGUGAUAUGUUACCUAAGAUGUUGCGGAGCACAACAGACUCUGUUGAUGACGACGAUGACGACGACGACGGGUUGGACAAGGAACGUAGUGAGAAGGGGGCGGGGGGCCCUGUAUGA